This is a messenger RNA of Prorocentrum cordatum, 855 nucleotides long. NCBI's taxonomy places the organism in Eukaryota, Dinophyceae, Prorocentrales, Prorocentraceae. The record is from the annotation of a GenBank genome assembly.
AUGGGGGCCGCCGAGGAGCACAGCAGAGCAGCAGAACGCUGGUGGAACGACCAGAACGCCAUCUUCUACAAGCACGCGGGGCCCAAGAACGUGCUGGCGCUGGACGACGUGCUGAGCCGAUUGGCGAAGGACGUCUACAGCCACGAGUUGUGCCACGUUCGCGCGCGGAGUGUUUUCGAGGGAUUGGCGGGCAGCCUCGCGGGUCUGCCUGUCUCGAUGCUUCCCCGGCUCCGGCAGUGGCUGGAGAAGGCGGUGGCCGAGGAGCAGCAGGAGAGGGUGCGCGAGAGCAGGGCCAUGGUCUUCGAGGACGACCGACAGAAGAAGCAAGCCUCCCUGGAGAGGACAGGCGUGGAGGAGGCGAGGCAGCACGUGGAGGCGGAGCGCCGCGAGGCCGAUCGCCGCGAGGCGGAGGCCAGACGGCGCGAGGCGGAGCGGCAGGAGGAGGCCGCGCAGGCGGCGCGCCAGGAGGCCGAGAGGGCCGCGCGCCGGGAGGCGGCGCGUCGGGAGGCCGAGAGGGCCAGGAACCUGGAGGCGAAGCGGAAGGCCGAGGAGGCCGCGGCCGCGGCCGCGGCCGCGGCCAGCCUCGCGCGGGAGCAGCGGCGGAGGCAGGCGGCGGAGGAGGACCGAAGAGAGGCGCCGCCGCGAGACGCCGCCGGCAGUGCGGUCCCAAGCCCAGGAGGACAGGGAGAGGUGGCGAGCCAUGAUCGAGGCCGCGAAGCAGCAGGAAGACCUCCGGCAGAAGCGGAAGGUGGCUUCCCGGGAGGGGCCGCCGUGGGCGCUGCUUUGCGAGGCCGAGGACGCCGUCGUAGAAGCAGAGGAUGCUGCCACCGCUGCCAUCUCGAUGGCAUUCUGUAG